Messenger RNA from Aplysia californica (California sea hare), 261 nucleotides. RefSeq names its product neurofibromin-like. The record is from RefSeq and is a predicted model, not a curated record. Lineage: Eukaryota; Metazoa; Mollusca; Gastropoda; Aplysiida; Aplysiidae.
GUGGUGUUCUUCAUGUACCUGUGGAGCAUCGAGAUGGACGCCGUGCUCACCUCCAUGUCGUGUUUCCGCCUGCUGUGCGAGGAGGCCGACAUCCGCUGCGGGGCCGACGAGAUGGCCGUCACGCAGCUCCUGCCCAACUACCCCGUGUACGCGGAACUGGCCGCGGCUAGCACCGUGCUCACCACAGGUCGUGCUGCUCUACAGAAAAGAAUCAUGGCCCUGUUGAGGAAAAUUGACCAGUCCACUCAGGGAAACUCACAG